AUGUCUCCUUACACCGUUAGUAAUGUUCAAGACCUAAGAAUAUGCGUUGUUAUGGUUGGUUUACCGGCAAGAGGUAAAUCGUUUAUAUCUCAGAAGAUAGUCCGUUACUUGUCAUGGUUACUAAUUAAAGCCAAAUGUUUUAACGUAGGUUCUUAUAGAAGAGAAACGACUCAACAACCAAAUGCAGAUUUCUUUGAUGCUAACAAUAAGGAAGGUUUAAAAAUUAGACAAUUAGCAGUGACUAAUGCAAUAACUGACAUGAUGGACUGGUUUAAUAAAGAAAAUGGUGUAGUUGCCAUACUAGAUGCUACCAAUACCACUAGGGAAAGGAGGAAUUGGGUUUUAAAGCUGUGCAGACAAAACAGAAUUGAACCAAUGUUUUUGGAAAGUUGGUGUGAUGAUCAAGAUUUAAUUUUAAGAAAUAUAGCCGAAGUUAAAACUACUUCCCCUGACUAUGUAGGUGUUGAACCUGAAGUGGCCACUAAAGAUUUCUUAAAUAGAAUCAAAAAAUAUGAAAAGAUCUAUGAGCCCUUGGAUGAAACUUAUGAUCAAGAUUUGACCUUUGCCAAAUUAAUUAAUAUUGCCCAACAAGUUAUAGCCAAUAAAAUACAAUCAUAUUUGGAAAGUAGAAUUGUAUUUUAUGUGAUGAAUUUACAUAUUAAACCAAGAUGUAUUUAUUUAUCAAGACAUGGUGAGUCUAUUUAUAAUUUAGAGAAAAAAAUUGGCGGUGAUUCCUCAUUAUCUCCUCGUGGGCUGAAAUAUGCAGAAAAGUUACCUGAACUAGUUAAACAAGAUGCUGGGGACGUGGAUUUGACAGUAUGGACAUCUACUUUGAUUAGAACACAGGAGACCGCACAAUAUUUACCAUAUAAGCAAUUGCAAUGGAAGGCCUUAGAUGAGCUAGACGCAGGGGUCUGCGAUGGAAUGACUUAUGAGGAAAUCGAAAAGGAGUUUCCUGAAGAUUUUAGAGCAAGGGAUGAAAAUAAGUAUGAAUACAGGUAUAGAGGUGGUGAAUCUUAUAGAGAUGUUGUUAUCAGAUUGGAACCUAUUAUUAUGGAACUGGAACGUCAGGAAAAUAUUUUGAUUAUCACCCACCAAGCUGUUCUGCGUUGUAUAUACGCCUAUUUUAUGAACGUUCCACAGGAAGAAUCUCCUUGGGUUGCCAUUCCGUUGCACACAUUGAUUAAAUUGGAACCAAGAGCUUAUGGUACCAAAGUAACCUUAAUUAAAGCUGAUAUUCCUGCUGUUAGUACUUAUAAAGAGAAGGGCACUAGUCAAGUUGGUGAAGAUGAUAAAUCUACCAAUAUCAAAACCCGGAACUUGUUAAUGACAUCAUUAUAG
Saccharomycodes ludwigii is the source of this 1341-nucleotide messenger RNA. It is a transcript of the gene FBP26, whose product is annotated as fructose-2,6-bisphosphatase. Gene Ontology annotation, cellular component: cytosol. NCBI's taxonomy places the organism in Eukaryota, Fungi, Ascomycota, Saccharomycetes, Saccharomycodales, Saccharomycodaceae. The coding region runs from base 1 to 1341 and encodes 446 amino acids. Gene Ontology annotation, biological process: fructose 2,6-bisphosphate metabolic process; fructose metabolic process. The record is from RefSeq and is a predicted model, not a curated record. The transcript has a single exon. Gene Ontology annotation, molecular function: fructose-2,6-bisphosphate 2-phosphatase activity; ATP binding; 6-phosphofructo-2-kinase activity.